CGGUUCAACAAUAACAUGAGGUUGUGACAUAUUGGAUAAAUUGUGUUUAAACGUAUUUGCCUAAGUUGAGACAAACAUGACCACAAUAACUGACAGUACAUCAGUUCAAGCAGUUGGUAACAUUUUGACAGACAAAUCACAGCCUCUAAAGGACAGAUUUCGAGCUUUAUUCACUUUACGUAACUUGGGAGGCGAGAAAGCCAUUGACUAUAUUUCCCAAUGUUUUGAUGAUACAUCUGCGCUAUUGAAACAUGAACUGGCAUAUUGCCUUGGUCAAAUGCAGGAUAAAUAUGCCCUGGAUACGUUGUCUCGUGUUUUAGCGGAUUGUUCCCAAGAACCCAUGGUUCGUCAUGAAGCAGGUGAAGCUUUGGGGGCCAUUGGAGCACAGGAGUCAGUCAAUAUCCUUAAGGAAUAUCUGAAUGAUCCUGUUAUAGAGGUAGCUGAAACCUGCCAACUAGCUCUCCAGAGAUUGAACUGGUUAAAAAGCCAAGAGGAGGAGAAUGACUUGCUACCUAACCCCUACAAAUCUGUGGACCCUGCCCCCUCAACUAGUAAAAUGGAUGUGGAAGAUCUGGAGAAAAUCUUACUGGAUGACACACUGCCUCUCUUCCAGAGGUACAGAGCCAUGUUUUCACUGAGAAAUCUAGGCACAACAGAAGCUGUAAAAGCACUGGCAAAAGGUCUGAAGUGUUCCAGUGCUCUGUUCCGCCAUGAGAUUGCCUAUGUUCUUGGUCAGAUUCAGAGUGAUGCCUGUGUGGAUGAACUCAAGUGUAACCUCCAGGAUAAGGAGGAAAACCCCAUGGUGAGGCAUGAAUGUGCUGAGGCUCUAGGCUCCAUCGCUACCCCAGAAUGCACCAGGAUUCUGGAGAACUAUUUGAAGGAUGAGGAGAGAGUGGUCAAAGAAAGCUGCAUUGUGGCACUGGAUAUAAGUGAAUAUGAAAACAGUGCUCAGUUUCAGUACGCUGAUGGUCUGGCAAAGACGAACAAUGUAGCAAGUUAACAAAUAAUAAAGUAUAUCUUGGAUUUUA
Molecule: messenger RNA, 1028 nt
Organism: Magallana angulata
Lineage: Eukaryota; Metazoa; Mollusca; Bivalvia; Ostreida; Ostreidae
Product: deoxyhypusine hydroxylase-like
Exons: 4
Coding region: 77-1000 (307 amino acids)
Biological process (GO): peptidyl-hypusine biosynthetic process
Molecular function (GO): deoxyhypusine monooxygenase activity
Source: RefSeq, a predicted model, not a curated record